AUGCGGGUCUACAACAGCAUCGUCGCUGUGGCGAUGACAGCUGCGGCGGUGACACAAGCGGCUCAGAUCCCUUUCUCGCUCCAGCGAUCGCAGAACGAACAACCGGCCAAGCUACUGGAACAUGCCAACUUGCCAGCUCACAGCUUGCGCGUCGUCUCUCCGCCAUCUUCGAUCUGCGAUCCCAGCGUCAAGUCGUACUCUGGCUAUCUGGAUGUCGAUGUAGAUCUGCUCUCCAAGCACGACUCGCACUCGAACGGUGCUAUUUCGAUCAACAAGCACGAAAAGGAUGGACAUACUAAAGGUGCUAUCGAGCACUUUUACUUUUGGGCUUUCGAAUCGCGCAAUGAUCCCAAAACGGAUCCUGUCGUUCUCUGGUUGAACGGUGGACCUGGUUGCUCGUCCUUCACAGGCCUGCUCAUGGAACUAGGCCCGUGUAACGCAGUUGAUCCUGCUUCCAGGGAUGGCAAGCCAGGUACCGAGAAGAACGCUUGGUCUUGGAACAACAACGCUACCAUGAUCUUCCUCGAUCAGCCCGUCGGUGUUGGCUACUCGUACGUGGACUGGGCCAACAAGUCUCGCACCGAUCAGCCUCCUUCGCGAGUAUUUUCGGCAGAGUCAGCUGCCAAAGAUGCUUCGGCGUUUUUGCACUUGCUUGCCAUGCACAUGGGAGAGGAAAUCUUCAAGGGUGACGGUGAUGCUUUCCCUUCGUUCCACAUUGCCGGUGAGAGCUAUGCUGGAAGGUACAUCCCGCUGUUGGCCAACCAGAUUGUCCAAGACAACAAAAAGAUCCUCCAACAUCCAGAGAUGGAGCUCAAGCCGCUGCCACUGGAGAGUGUUCUCAUCGGAAACGGCAUCACUUCUCCGGAGCAUCAGUUCCCGGCUUAUGUCGAGUACACUUGCACUGAAAAAUCCGGAUCGAAAAAACCUCUUUUGCCCAAGAAGACGUGCAAAAAGAUGAACGAGAGCAUUCCGACGUGUCUCACGCUUGUCGAAAAAUGCAACCGCAAGGACAAGCAUGGCAGGACGUACGACACAGCUGCAUGUCAAGCGGCAUCCAACUACUGCGAGACGGCGCUUUCGUCGCCUUAUGAUACGCUCAACAAAUCGCCGUACGAUUGGCAACACGCUGCCAAGUACGCUGAGGAAGAUUGGGUGGCGGCGUUUUUGAACGACAACGAGACCAAGAUUGGACUCGGUGUUGAUGGACGUGGACCGGGCGAUAAGCACGAUGGCGUGUUUGUGGGAUGUUCGGACAAGGUAUAUGCGAAUUUUGCCAAGACCGGUGAUGGAUCUCGUGAUUCGACAUGGGCGGUGACGAGCAUUCUGGAAAACAACGUGCGUGUGCUCACCUAUUCGGGACGACGCGACUUUAUCUGCAACUACCUCGGCAACCGUGCCUGGUCGGAAGCGCUACCGUGGAGUGGCAAAGACGAGUACAACAAGGUGCAGUUGACCGAUUGGUUUAUCGGUUCUGGUCCUAACAGCGUCAAAGCGGGCCAGUACAAAGCCUCGGGUAAUCUCACCUACGCCAUCGUCGAUCAUGCUGGUCACUUUGUGCCGCACGACAAGCCGCAGGCUGCGCUCGCCAUGUUCAACACUUGGCUCCACGGCCAACAUCCCGGCCACCUUUGA
Molecule: messenger RNA, 1632 nt
Organism: Mycosarcoma maydis (corn smut)
Lineage: Eukaryota; Fungi; Basidiomycota; Ustilaginomycetes; Ustilaginales
Exons: 1
Coding region: 1-1632 (543 amino acids)
Biological process (GO): proteolysis
Cellular component (GO): fungal-type vacuole
Molecular function (GO): serine-type carboxypeptidase activity
Source: RefSeq, a predicted model, not a curated record